AAAAAACAACCGUUCCCUCCCACGUGGCACAUUUUCCUAAUCCGACCGUUGCAAUGGGGGCUUCCUCCCAGAUCCCUCCAUAACCCCUCUUCUUUAACUCUGUAGGCCUCCCCCAAGAUUUUCUUUCAAAAAAAAAAUGGCGAUCGCUGAGGCUCAACAACAAGAGAAGGUUUCUUCGGAGGUUCCGGCAGCUGAAAAGAAAAGAUGGACCCUUGGCGAUUUUGACAUUGGGAAGCCUCUUGGACGGGGGAAGUUUGGCCACGUUUAUUUAGCCAGAGAAAAAAGGAGCAAUCAUAUUGUGGCCCUCAAAGUUCUUUUUAAAAGCCAACUACAACAAUCUCAAGUUGAACAUCAACUACGUCGAGAAGUGGAAAUACAGAGUCACCUGCGCCAUCCCAAUAUAUUGAGGCUUUAUGGAUAUUUCUAUGAUCAGAAACGUGUUUAUCUGAUUCUGGAAUAUGCGGCCAAAGGCGAACUUUACAAAGAACUGCAAAAAUGUAAAUACUUUAGCGAAAGACGAGCUGCUACCUAUGUUGCCUCUUUAGCUCGGGCACUCAUUUAUUGUCACGGAAAGCAUGUCAUACACAGAGAUAUCAAACCUGAGAACCUGUUAAUCGGUGCACAGGGUGAACUAAAGAUUGCAGAUUUUGGAUGGUCUGUGCAUACAUUUAACCGAAGGCGUACUAUGUGCGGUACACUUGAUUAUCUCCCUCCUGAAAUGGUUGAAAGUGUAGAGCAUGAUGCCAGUGUAGAUAUCUGGAGCCUUGGUGUGUUGUGCUAUGAGUUUCUUUAUGGAGUCCCACCUUUUGAGGCCAAAGAACAUUCAGACACUUAUAGAAGGAUUGUGCAAGUGGAUUUGAAGUUCCCUCCAAAACCAAUAGUUUCAUCUUCAGCCAAGGACCUCAUUAGUCAGAUGCUUGUCAAAGAUUCUUCCCAGCGCCUCCCACUACAUAAGCUUCUUGAGCAUCCAUGGAUUGUUCAGAAUGCUGAUCCAUCUGGCAUAUAUAAAGCUUAAGAUACAUUUGUUCCUCUAUAUUCUUUUCUUGAUUAUUGAUUAUGCAAAGAAUGUUAUGUUACUUAAAUUCCAUGAAUCCUUACUUUGCUUGUGUCUCCAAUCUUUGUAGGAAUAACAUAUAUUUGUUAAAUCACAAUGCAUUUCUUCUGUAA
Messenger RNA from Gossypium raimondii (Peruvian cotton), 1167 nucleotides. Its product is annotated as serine/threonine-protein kinase Aurora-1. The transcript is spliced from 9 exons. The record is from RefSeq and is a predicted model, not a curated record. The coding region runs from base 137 to 1015 and encodes 292 amino acids. Lineage: Eukaryota; Viridiplantae; Streptophyta; Magnoliopsida; Malvales; Malvaceae. Gene Ontology annotation, biological process: regulation of cytokinesis; protein phosphorylation; mitotic spindle organization. Gene Ontology annotation, molecular function: protein kinase activity; ATP binding. Gene Ontology annotation, cellular component: spindle pole centrosome; spindle midzone; spindle microtubule.